AUGUUAAAUAUACUACUUUCCAGCGCGUUAGCAACGAUAAUCUUCCCAAGAACCAGCCAAUGCAUAGUUCAAGAUGUGCCGAGUAUUUUCGGACCCGUCCCAAACAUCGGGGAUUUUUCUGGCGUUAACUCGACUCGCUACCUCAAAAAGCGACCAGGCGACUUCGUUCACCCUGGAAUAUGGCAUACCCACGAAGACCUUGAGCGGAUUCGAACGAAUGUCAUAAAUGGCAAAGAACCAUGGGCCUCCGCGUACGAGCAAUUCAGCGCAGAUACCUAUUCCCAAGCUACCUACAAGAUCCAGGGCCCAAAGCCGGUGAUCUCGCGCGGUUUGACCAGCAACUACACCACCUUUGCCCAUGACGCGCGCGCGGCCUGGCAGAAUGCACUCAUGUGGUAUAUCACUAAGAACGAAUCACAUUGGGACCGGAGCACCACUAUCCUCGAUGCAUGGGGAACGAACCUCACCAACAUCAUUGGCAUCGAUCGGUCUUUACUUGUUGGCCUUGACGGCGACCUGUUUGUCAACGCAGCGGAGAUCAUGCGCUGGGAGGGCAAUUGGACUGAGUCUGGCGCCCGCUGGCAGGGUGGCUCUGGCUUCAGUAAUCAGCUGUACUGGCUAUUUGCACGCCAGUCUGCGGUGGUGGGUCAGGCAAACUACGGCAUGGUCAGCAUCAAAGCGAUGCUUAGCUUUGCGGUCUAUUUGAACGAUGUGCAGCUUUACAACUACGCCAUGAAUGCGUACAUCCAAGAUAAUUGCGCCGGGUUGUUCGCGCAAUACAAGCCAGAGACCGGCCAGUCCGUGGAGGCAGGUCGAGACCAGGGCCAUACGAUGUCUGCCAUCGGGUGGGCAGCAUACGGAGCCAGAGUCGGACAAAGCCAAGGGGUCGAUCUGUAUGGGCUGGGCCACAAUCUCCUCCUGAAGGCUUCUGAGUAUGCUGCUCAAUACAACCUCAACUCCACGGUCGAGUAUGACUCGGCGUGGUCCCGCUGCGAAGCUGUUCUUGUGAACGGACCGUGGGAUACUAUUUCCGACGCAAACCGUGGAGUAAGCAGUAAGAUUCCGAUCUGGGACUUAGUAUAUUAUCAGUAUGUGGUAAGAAGAGGCGAAAAGGCUCCUUGGACGACAAAGGCCGCAGAACACGAAGGCUUUGAAGGGGCUGUUUCCAGCAACGACCAUCCAAGCUGGGGGAGUCUGAUCUGGGCCCACUAAACGGAAUCAUGGAUAUGUGCAUCGAUCGAACAUGCGUCAAUUUGAUUUGUGGAAUCAACCUGAAUAGUGGACCGCUUGGCGAUUUACUAAUAUACGAUUUUUAUGAGC
This is a messenger RNA of Aspergillus homomorphus CBS 101889, 1320 nucleotides long. RefSeq lists its product as uncharacterized. The record is from RefSeq and is a predicted model, not a curated record. The coding region runs from base 1 to 1212 and encodes 403 amino acids. The transcript has 3 exons. Lineage: Eukaryota; Fungi; Ascomycota; Eurotiomycetes; Eurotiales; Aspergillaceae.